Cuscuta epithymum is the source of this 901-nucleotide messenger RNA. Lineage: Eukaryota; Viridiplantae; Streptophyta; Magnoliopsida; Solanales; Convolvulaceae. The record is from the annotation of a GenBank genome assembly.
AGUAGCAAUAGGCAUUUUACAAAUGGAUGCACUAUAUUACUUGAAGUCCGUAAUUAACAUCUCUACCCUAGCAGACUGUAGAACUCUCUGGCAGGCCACUUCUCUCUCCCGCUUCCCGGCCUAGCUUUUCCCUUCUCUCUAAUCUUUCAAUUAUUGAGGCUGCUAUGGGUGGGGAGAGUUCAACAGGUGUUGUCCGUUCGACUGGCUUGGUCAUACAUUUUCAAUGUCAAAGCCAGAAACUAGGUUUUCAUAUUAAUCCUAUUAAUUAAAUUAAAAGUAAUGUCUGCUGCAUCUGGUGAAUCUGUGAGUGGACCAAGAUUUGAAAUAAGUGACCGUGGGAAAGAAAUAAUCGUGCAAUUGUUAGAAGAUAGAAGGAGACUUGAAGAGUUAAAAACUCAUAUAAAUCAACUUCGGAUGGAAUUUGAUGGGGGAGUUGAACAAAAGACCGCUAUCUACCAAGCGGAAAGAGAACGUCAUAAGUUAACAGACAAAGAGGGAAAAAAGGAGGACAAACUAGCGAAUGAAUUUGACUUGUCGAAUGAGAUUAUACAAGAUAACGAUGUUUUACGAUCUUUCGUACCUGAGUACUUUCCGCAGUAGUCAGUGGGGGACAUAGGGGGCUUGGUGGGAGGUGCCCCAUGCUUCCCAUACUUAUGAUAUAAUUAGUACCCCUAUCUGAAUAAAAAGAUAUAACAGUUGGAUAAGAGAAUAAUUCUGUCAAAGAGCAUAUGAAAAUUGUUGUGAGUUAUGUAAACGAUCACGAAAUUGCGAUGGAGAAAUUCAUUGCAGUUAGAUAUGUUGUUGACAAUGUCAGUGCACUUUCUUUGAAAGGUUUCAUUGAUCGUUUUUAAUAAAUUAAUAUGAACUAGAUUUUUCACCCGUGCUUCGCACGGGAUGCAAU